AAUAAUAUCUAUUGCACUUGUUUCAGCGAUGCGUUCUUCCAUAAUAUUAUUGCUAUUCGCUAUCGGUUCUUUAGUUUGCGGUGAUGAUGUGGAAGAAGCCAACGACUUAAUUACAGGAACAGUCAUUCCAAUAAAAAAUGGCGUUCUUCAAGUAAAUGUAACUAAUCGCAUCAUAAUUCUUAAUCUUACGAAAAAUGACGAACACAUGAUAAAUGUUCUUCAUACAAACACUCCAUCGCAAACGCUGUCGAGUCCCUUUGUGAUUCAGAAGAAUUGCGGUGAUACUAACAGGCUUUGCGUAACAAGUAACAAUAUUACGCACACUAUCAUUGAUGCUAGUAGAGACGUUGAGAUCAUCAAUAUUACUCGCAUGGUAGCUGAUCCCGCUGCCGAGCUCAUCGAUUGUUAUCAGUAUACCGAGGAUACGCAAUGGUUCGGUGGUCCGGAGGAUCGCUAUCAGCACUGGCCCGUGCAGCACAUGUACUACGAGGAAGAACCAUAUUUGCCGACACAUCCUGAAAACAUGGCAAUAACUGAGCGUUACUGGUUAUCUAGCAAAGGAGUUUACAUCUACGUGAAUGAAACGAAUCCGCUGUUUCUAGAUCAGAACAAUUAUCGAGACAAUUCUAUAUGCCUGAUCGCAAAGAACAAGGCGCCCUAUCGACAUCGUGAUAGCGUCCAGCUCAACUAUGAGUUAGGUGUCUUUCUGAAUCCGAAAGAGGCUCAUCAGCACGUGGUGAACACUCAUUUGGGUAAACCGACGGGUCAUCCUGACGAGAGAAUGAUUCAAUAUCCUGUAUGGUCUACCUGGGCUAGAUACAAGGCUAACGUAACUGAGGAAAGAGUAGAGGCUUACGCUGACGAGAUUGUUGCUAAUCAAUUCAGCAACAGUCAAAUCGAAAUUGAUGACAAUUGGGAAACUUGUUACGGUUCCGCGGAAUUUAAUCCGACUAAAUUUCCCGAUAUCACCGCUCUAACGCAGCGAUUGAAACAGAAAGGCUUCCGUGUCACUUUAUGGAUACAUCCCUUCAUCAACCUAGGCUGCGAACCCGCAUACUCUACUGCGUUGAACAACUCGUAUUUCGUUAAAAAUCUUGACGGAAAUGUUCGAAUGUCAUGGUGGCAAGGUGCAAAUGCUGCCACAAUUGAUUUUACGAAUCCAGAAGCGGUAAGUUGGUGGGUAGCACGGUUGAAGCAUUUGCAGACUCUCGGUAUCGACAGCUUCAAAUUUGAUGCCGGCGAAGUGUCCUGGUUACCGCAGAUAGCAACGUUGAACGGCCCACUAGAUCUUCAGCCUGGAAUAUUUACAAAAGAUUAUGUCGAGGCACUAGCCACUAAUUUUAACGAUUAUAUCGAAGUGCGAGUAGGAUGGCGUAGUCAGGAAUUACCAACAUUUGUUCGCAUGAUUGAUAAAGACACCAGAUGGACGUGGAACAAUGGUCUGCCCACGUUAAUCACGACGCUGCUACAGAUGAAUCUUAACGGUUACGUCCACGUUCUACCGGAUAUGAUCGGUGGCAAUGGCUACCUGGAUAACUCCCUUAACGGCACGGAAUAUCCGCCCAAAGAACUCUUCAUCAGAUGGCUGCAAGCCAACGUCUUCAUGCCAUCGUUGCAAUAUUCCUUCGUGCCAUGGGAUUACGAUGAUGAAACUAUCGCAAUCUGCAAGAAAUAUACCGACUUGCAUGCUAAUCAAAUAUCAGAGAUUCUAAAUGCCAUGCAGCAGGCUAUCACCAACGGUACGCCAGUAAAUCCACCUAUCUGGUGGAUUGAUCCAACCAAUAAGGAAGCUCAUAAAAUUAAUGACGAAUAUCUCCUUGGAGAAACUAUAUUGGUUGCUCCGGUAACUGAAGAAGGUGCCAUUAGUCGCGAUGUCUAUCUUCCUGCGGGAACAUGGUUCGAUCAGAAUCUAAGAAUGACCAUCGAUGGACCACAAUGGCUCAGAAACUAUCCUGCUCCUCUAGACACACUUCCAUACUUCAAAAAAAUUCAAUAAUGAUGCCAACAAGAGUUAAAUUUUUAUAGAUAAUCUUGUUCUCCUAGACUUACUUCUGUACUUCCAAAAAUAACAGUAAUGAUGCAAAAAAGAAUUUAUAUUUUGUAUAUAAAAAUUUGAUUAAUUAUACAAUUAUGAAGUAAUAAAAUUUAAUGCAAAAAUAUUGUCAUUAUUGCUAUGAAAAUUAAUACCAUCUUGACUGAAUAUUGAUAAAGAAUUAUUAAUACAUCUUCAAUCUCAAAUUAUUAUUUUCUAUCUUGAAAUACAUAGUGUAAACUUUAGAGUAAAUAAACACACAAUCGUAAAAACUUUAA
Molecule: messenger RNA, 2310 nt
Organism: Nylanderia fulva
Lineage: Eukaryota; Metazoa; Arthropoda; Insecta; Hymenoptera; Formicidae
Source: RefSeq, a predicted model, not a curated record